Vitis vinifera (wine grape) is the source of this 2726-nucleotide messenger RNA. RefSeq lists its product as uncharacterized. Lineage: Eukaryota; Viridiplantae; Streptophyta; Magnoliopsida; Vitales; Vitaceae. The record is from RefSeq and is a predicted model, not a curated record. The coding region runs from base 230 to 1957 and encodes 575 amino acids. Gene Ontology annotation, cellular component: cytoplasm. The transcript has 11 exons.
CUGACACGAAGGCGCUGCAGUCCAUCCGUUGUGAGGUUAGUGACGAAAUGUCCUCAACCUCCUCGGAGAUUUCAUCAGAGUACAGGUGAAGAACAACUGCGAAUGCUAUCAAAUCAAGAAGUUGAACACGUGGAUUACUGACUUAGAUGUUUAGAUCAGUUAAAUCUUUUUGUCAGAAUAAAUUUUCUUAAGUUACAUUGGUUAAGGAAGUCCCCUUUUGAGACGAAGUAUGAGGGAAAUUGUGACUAUUCAAGUUGGAGGUUUUGCUAAUUUCAUUGGCUCUCAUUUCUGGAACUUUCAGGAUGAGUUGCUUGGGUUGGCUGGGGAUCCCAAUGGUGAUCCAAUUUUCAAGAAUCAACAUUUAGAUAUGGAUGUGCUCUACCGUACUGGUGAAACACUACAGGGCAUUGCCACAUAUACCCCUCGCUUGGUUUCAGUUAAUUUUCAAGGAUCCCUUGGAUCUAUGAGUUCACAUGGUACAUUGUACGAUCACAAUCCACCUGUACCGUCACAUGUCGUCACAUGGCCUGGAAAUGUUUCCACUCAUUUAUCUGAACCUCAUAAGAAGAACUUGUUCUUGCAAAGCUUGUAUGAGGAAGAGCAAGAGAAUUUGGCUCCAAUGGAUGGUAUCAACAGUGGGAAGAAUGAUUGUGAGAGUGAAAUUCAGGAUAAGGAUAUAGUUGAAAGUCUAGAAAAUGGUGUUCAAUUUUGGACGGAUUUCUCAAAAGUUCAUUACCAUCCCCAAAGUUUAUAUGAAUUAAAUGGAUUGUGGAUGGAUGCUCAAGACUUCAACAACUAUGGAAUUGGAAUGGAUGUGUUCUCUGAAGGUCUGCGAGGAGAAGAAAUGAAUGAGAGGCUUCGAUUUUUUGUGGAAGAGUGUGACCAUAUUCAGGGCAUUCAAUUUGUUGUUGAUGAUUCUGGAGGUUUUUCCAGUGUUGCGGCUGAUUUCCUGGAGAAUAUUGCAGACGAAUAUACAAACACCCCGAUAUUGCUGUAUACAGUCCGGGGCCCUGAAUCCUACAUGAAUCGCAGAAGUCGUAGGCAGACAAUGGCCUGUGAUCUUCAUGAUGCAAUUUCAUUCUCAAGAUUAUCAUCCUUUUGUAAAUUAAUUGUACCAAUUGGCUUACCCUUACUGGGUAGAAGUAAAGUCUCUUCAUAUCUAUGCCUAGAGGAUGAAAAGCCUUACCACUGUAGCGCAGUUUAUGCUGCUGCCCUUCACUCUAUCAGCCUCCCCUUUCGAAUGGAAACACUUGGGCCUGCUACAGAUUCAUGCUAUGUUUCUGGUGCUGUGGAUGUCUAUGGGCUCAUACAAAUGUUAGCAGGCCAGGCUAGGCAGAAUAUUGUAGCUACUUUGGAUGCUGCGAUGCCGGCACCUUCUUUAACUGGGAAACAGGUUGAACAGUCUUUGCUAGGGAGUUUGCAUCCAUUUACACCAGAGAUAGCAGAGGAUGUGGAAGACCUCCAGGAAGUGGAAUCUUUGACUAUUCAUGGAGCCUUUGGGUCAGGUGGUUAUAGGGCCUCAGUUUCUGAGGUGGAGGAUACAGUUCAUGCUGCUUAUGAAAAUGCAACGACAAAACCAUUAUUCUCUCAUCUAUCUGUGGCUCAUUGUCCCCUUCCAAUUCCCUUGCCUUUCCCUUCAAUCUUUGGAAACCUUGUUGGCCAACAUGGUGAACUCUUAGGCAGCCCAGUGAUGGGUGGCCGCCCUUCAAGGGGAUCUCUUGAUGUCCAUUCCAUCCCUAUGGCAGCAAGACUACGUUCUACCAGUGCUAUCUUGCCAUUCUUGGAGAAUAGACUGGGAAAUCUUCGGAGGUUUGGUAUUGCACGUGGAGCUUCUGGGACUGAAUUACUUAGAAGUUGGGGAUUUGCAAAGGAUGAAUUAGAAGACACCGCAGAGAGGCUGUCUAAGAUGAUUAUGACAUUGGAUCCACAUUCUCAAUCAUCUUCUGAUUCAGAUUAAGUUUCAGGUGAGUAGACAGCCAUUUGAGUUUCAAUUGUAUUUUUUUUUAAAAGACAAUAGAAAAAACUUUUAGAAUAUACUAUUUAUUCUGGUUUGUAAUUCAACGUUAGCUGGAUCAGAGUUGAAACUCCCACUACCUUAUUAUUGAACAUAAUCCAUUUGCAGCAAAGUUGUUUGAAGUUUCUUCAUGAUGCAGAUAAUGCUUCUCUUGCUCAGACAGACAUAAUUUGGUUUCUUCGUACCAUCAGGAUCCACAAAUGAGCAGUCUCUCCAGUUUGAUGGUUGUAUUUUAAAAAGUUCUGCCAAUAGAAAUUUUGCAUAUCACCUUGUUUAUCAAGCAGUGGCUACAGAAAGGUGCUGUAUCUUAUUCUCUGCCUGCAUUUGAAAAUAAAACAUCAACUGCAUUCAGGGAAUUGCUGGUGUUUUGUUUAGUGAAAAUCUCUUCCGUAUAUUUCUGCUAUCCAUCUAUGAUCAAGUUGUGAAAUCUUUACUCCUUUAUUGGUGAACCAGUAUCCUUGUGUGAGAGAUUUUGCAUGAGAUGAAAAUGGAAGCAAUACUAUUCUGAUCUGAGGAAAUAUUGGGCAUUUUAAUUCUACAAGUAAAAUGCUACAAGUUCUUGCGAGGGGUAUUAUUGGACAGGACGGAGAGAGUCAUUUAAGAAAGCAUGUCCUUUUAUACUAUUUGGUUCAUGAACUGUAUUUAUUGCACACUAAACGACCAAAAGACAGCAUCCUAACUUUCUGGUUUAUCUACCGUCUGUUUUGUUGGA